AUGGCGCCGGAGCGGCCUCGAGGCCCAUUGGUCUCCUUCACCUCAGCCUCGCUACCAAACAAAACUACCCUCCCAGGUCAAACAGUCCAUCUCGAGAAACUCAACCCAGACCACGCCAUCACUCUCUUCCCUCUCCUCGGCGGAAACGACCCCUCCAUCACACCGCUAUGGGACUACAUGCCCGACGGCCCCUACCCUGACCUCCCCACAUUCCAAACCGCCAUAACCACCAAAUCCACCUCCGUCGACCCUUUCUUCUACGCCAUAAUCGACGCCCGCAAGGAUAGCCUCACCUAUACACAGCCAAUCGGGUACAUAACUCUCAUGCGCAUGACCCCGGCCCACCUAACCCUCGAAAUCGGAAACGUCAUGUUCUCAGCUGCUUUGCAGCGCACGACCGGUGCGACGGAGGCGAUUUAUCUUCUGUUAAAGCAUGCAUUUGAGGAUUUGGGGUAUCGGAGGGUGGAGUGGAAAUGCGAUGCGCUUAAUGGGCCGUCGCGACGGGCGGCAACGAGGUUCGGGUUUACGUUUGAGGGGACGUUUCGCCAGCAUAUGAUUGUCAAGGGGAGAAGUAGGGAUACGGCUUGGUUUUCGGUGUUGAGGGAUGAGUGGGAGGCGGGCAUUGGUGGGGGAUUGGAGGGGUGGUUGGAGGAGGGGAAUUUUGGGGAGGAUGGGGAACAGAAGAGGAGUUUAAGGGAGGUGCGGGAUGAGGUUGCUCGUAAGUAA
Messenger RNA from Aspergillus chevalieri, 726 nucleotides. Its product is annotated as GNAT family N-acetyltransferase. The record is from RefSeq and is a predicted model, not a curated record. Bases 1 to 726 code for a protein of 241 amino acids. Lineage: Eukaryota; Fungi; Ascomycota; Eurotiomycetes; Eurotiales; Aspergillaceae. Gene Ontology annotation, molecular function: protein N-terminal-serine acetyltransferase activity; protein-N-terminal-alanine acetyltransferase activity. The transcript has a single exon.